Messenger RNA from Penicillium roqueforti, 1995 nucleotides. RefSeq names its product Zn(II)2Cys6 transcription factor. NCBI's taxonomy places the organism in Eukaryota, Fungi, Ascomycota, Eurotiomycetes, Eurotiales, Aspergillaceae. The coding region runs from base 1 to 1995 and encodes 664 amino acids. Gene Ontology annotation, molecular function: zinc ion binding; RNA polymerase II cis-regulatory region sequence-specific DNA binding; DNA-binding transcription factor activity, RNA polymerase II-specific. Gene Ontology annotation, biological process: positive regulation of transcription from RNA polymerase II promoter by galactose; DNA-templated transcription. Gene Ontology annotation, cellular component: nucleus. The transcript is spliced from 10 exons. The record is from RefSeq and is a predicted model, not a curated record.
AUGCAGAAUCCUCGGUCUCCGAUCCAACAGCCUGAAGUCGAGCAGCCGGCCGCUAAGCGCAUCAAGCGGCCGCGUGCGACUCAAGCUUGCGACAGAUGCAGGUUGAAGAAGUAUAAGUGCAAUGAGCGAUAUCCGUGUUUGCAUUGUAAAAAAAGCGGCUGGGAUUGUGUGUAUCAGGGAACUUAUCGAGAGCGUGAAAGUAGCCGGUCUGCAAAUUAUGUCGCCGAACUGGAGAAGAAGCUGGAAGAGCUGACCUCGAAGCUUCGUGAUACGGAAGCCAAAGCUUCCUCUAAAGGUCCUAUUCCACCAGCAGCUGAAACGUUAUGCUCUAUGCGCAAUUCUUCCACGCCACGGGAUGUUCCGGCAAUAUCCGAGGCUCGUGAAGGACCUAGAGAAAUUUCAGACAAGCAGACUCAAGAGUUCAAUCACAUCAACACCAUUGAAUGUCACAGUAGUACGUCCCCGGCUGCAGUCAUUGGCCAUCUGAAGAAAGAGCUUGAGCCAAAAUACCAAGAAGAGCAUUUUUCUCACGCAGCUGAUUAUUCGAUCAUCUCAACACUCCGUAAUCCAAACUUGUCUCCUUUAUACGCCACUGGGCCGGGGCAGAUGCUGUCAAUUGAACAGUCAAACUACUAUUUCGACCAAGCUCAUAUCUUUAUGAAUGGAUAUUUUGAGAGCAUUCACUUCAUCCAUCCGUUUGUUGAUAAGGAGGACUUUUUCGCGCGUGCUAAUGAUCUUUGGUUUAAUCGAUCACGCAAGCCUGAGCCGAGUUUUGUCGCUCUAUACCUCAGUGUUCUAUCGCUUGGGGCUUUGGUGCGUGUAUGGGAUGAAGGUACCUUGGCCGGCUUGGGUCGGUUUGAAUGGAGCCGGAAGCUGUUUGGGGAGGCGCAGGGAUACCUGAACAACCUGCGGUUUUCGAAUGAUCUCGAAACUGCUCAGUGUCUUUACAUGAUGGCCAAAGUUUGUCAAAAUGAACUCAAUCCAAAUUUGGCCUACAUGUAUCUUGGUCUCGCAGUACGGACGUGUCUAUCUGCCGGCUUUAAUCGAGAGAUUCCGUGUCUAGGAGAUACCACCGAACGUUCUGGAUGGAUCUCAAAGACUUGGUGGGGUCUGUUCUCUUUGGAAAUUGAGAUGAGCUUUUCGGUUGGACGGCCAGACACCCUUGGAAUGGACGAAUAUCACAACCGCAGCAUUCCACCACGCGAUGAUUCUGAAUUUGCCAUCAUCCCAUGGAUGAUUGAUUUUGCGCAGAUCAUUCGACAAGUAUCUGUUCAAAUCUAUCAUUCUCGCAUCUCAUUACAGGACAAGUUACAACUUGCUCUACAGAUCGAAAUGGAAAUGGAUCGUUGGCUAGCGAGGCUUCCAGAAAUGAUCAAACCCGACAUUGGUGGAUAUAGACCGUCUCGUAGUGCCCUGCGCGACCCGAAAUGGGCACGAAGACAACGGCUUGUAUUGGGAAUUAGGUAUUAUAAUGUCAAAAUGUUGCUCUUCCGGCCUUUCUUAAGCCACUUUCCGCGCAAACUCCGACAUUCUCCAAGCGAAUUGGACCAAACUUUUGACAAAUGUUUGGACGCCGCUAUGAAGACUCUCCAGGUGCUACAUGACCUUUACCGAGUUCACACGUUUUUCCGUUGCUGGUGGUAUAACACAACCUAUAUAAUGCUUGCUACGUCAACACUCCUCCUUCCAAUGUCUAGGCUCGGCAUGUGCGCUGAAACUAUUCCUUUGUUGCAAUCUGUGGAAAUGGGCGUGGAGAUCUUGGAAGCCAUGGAUGAAUGUGCAACAUCACAAAAGUCGGUAGAGAUUAUCAGGCAGUACCUCAGGGAUUUCCGAGCAUCCGGAGCUUCACAGCCACCAGGAGACGACGAAGCCCAAUCUGAGGCGGGACAGGUAUUUGACGUGCCAGAAUGGGCUUAUGGUUUCGGUCUGCCAGAUUAUUCUUUCGAGGGAAUUGCUCAGCUAUUUGACGAUAUGGGAGACAUCCCGCUGGAAUAA